This is a messenger RNA of Spirometra erinaceieuropaei, 3546 nucleotides long. The record is from the annotation of a GenBank genome assembly. NCBI's taxonomy places the organism in Eukaryota, Metazoa, Platyhelminthes, Cestoda, Diphyllobothriidea, Diphyllobothriidae.
AUGGGCUCCAAGCCUUUGCAGAUAUGGGACAAGACUGUAAGCAUGCGAUAUCAUAGUAUUUGCCUCGCUGUAGUGUUUUAACGCUGGGGCACUUCCACUUUUCAUAAAACUUUCCGUACUAAGAUAGUAACUCCACAAGCUUCCGCCACUGAAGGGCUUUUUAGUAUUGCAUCUGUCGUUUGUGUUGUGGAAAAGUUUCUCGUGCAAAGUCUUUUUGCAAUACCUGUUUGCCACAUUGACCGUACAAUUCGAACAGAUGGUAAGCGGUAUGCAGUUCGCUGUGUACAGUUCAAUUCAACCACCAGGGAUCUGAGGGCAGACAUCUGAAAUUUCGACCCUUAAUACAAGCCAUUUUCUAUCAUUUGCUGACUAUGACUAACUUAUAGAAGAUACGACUCGGUGUCGUUGACAGCCGACUUCGGAGAUGGCAUUAGCUUUAUUACACUCUACGGGCAGACUACACCCCCCCAGACAGAUCACCCGGAUUUUGUGGCGGGCUGUCCUCUGUAGAUCAGGGAUCUUAACUACGGCGAUAAGAUUGUGCUGCUCCAAACAUGCAGCAUGCAGCAUGCCGUCAUUCUGAUUUCCCAAGUGAGUCAAAGACAGCCAUAGUGGACUAAAAUAAUUUCCUCCAAAGCGACGACAAUCGUCUCGCAUGUCGUCGUCGGUAAUAUUUACCCAGUUACGACAGGCUAUGAUAAUCCUAAGCUAGUUACAAGUUUCACUCAACGCGGGUUAGAGUUUCUGCGACCGCAAAAAUACGAACUGGAGCAGCAGGUCAACGGGGGGCGCUUGUAGACGUCCUAAUCACGUGAAAUUAGUGGAAUUGGUGCACAUUCACAUAAAAAGACCACACCUGACGCAUCAAGACAGGCACUUUGCUUUCUGCAAUCGCCUCAGUGUACCGUGCGUUCCUGUGAAUGCUUCUCUCGACCGUUCGAUAUGGGUCACGCUCCCAGAGGAUGUCCUUCCUGCGGUAAGCGUUGGAGGGCUUUGACUAGUAUUCUGUUUCUUAAUUUAUACCCCGCCCCCUCUCUAACGUACGAAUACACGGUCAGUUAAAAACUUGACUGGUUAACUGCGUCAUCCUUAUUCACCGACCGAGAUGGCUUUUCCACGGAUUCCAGCUACCUACAGUUUGAAUUGUCUGAGAUUUCGUUUGUCGUGACGCCAUCGCCCAUUAACCAGCGUAUGUGAAUAACAUACAGAAGACAGAAAUUAACAUUGGUAAACGGACUCAAAGUACACCCGCGGUCCUGCUGUUAGUGGUUCACUGGUUUGCCAAUCGCUUUAAAUCCUUUCAGAGGUCUACCAUCGAUCGAUUUGAAUGGACAACAUCACUUUUAAUGCCGUUAUCCUAUAAAGUGAAGAUAAAUGAAGCAGCAGUCCUAGUUGCCAUUCAAAGAACUGGAAAGAAUGUCGUGGCAUUCCAAAUCUCAGACCCAGGCACACCGGAUUUGAGUCGGCGUUCAGACGAGGUUCCGCAUUCCUAUUUUCUUGUUUACUCAUCUUCGCACGGCCUUUAUAAAAGCAAAUUCGAAAGACUGUUUCUGAUAAUCGAUAUUGGAUACGGGGAUUGUUAUGAGAUUUCUUAGAAAUCUGGAAUACACGCGACUCCACAAGAACCACUUAAAUUCUUUGUCCGAAGUCGUUGCCUCUAGUAAUUCGGAUCCCGACGAAAACCACAUGCCAGCAAUGACAAGCGAACUUACUUGAUGGCGGUUCACGGUCGCCAUGUCACAGCACGACAUCGAAUUUCGUGGUAUUUUAUAAAACAUUCGGCGUGCCAGAUGACCCUCCACGCCCUAGUGGCGCUGUAGCCGCUGGUCUACAACUGCUUAUACGUCAGGCCCGACAGCCUGACGUAACUAACCUUUACCGAAGGCCGUUCCAUUAGGUCCCACCUUUGGACGCGUCGUGUAGCUAGCAUAUAGGCUAACGAGGGAAUCCGUCUCCUCGGAGUGAAUUACGCCGGGUAUUUCGAAUGAGAGUCCGAAAUCACUACAACAAUAUGGGAAGAGUAUCUCAGGCCGUUCAAGAAACCAGAGGAGUAGUUUUGACACGCCCGUCGUCGUCCGUUGCCCUCGCGAUCCGGCGCUGAUGCCAAUCUGUAGGCGUCAAAUGGAUCAACCCGAACCAGUAUUGACAUAGUCCCUCAAGGCAUAGACUUUUUUCUUGUACCCUCGGUAUUCGGUCUCCGUCGCUGGAGGGAUCGGUCGAGCUCUCAAGAUCGUUGACGCAGAUCGCCACACUUGGAGAGGCGCAUUUCGCGACAUCAUCGGGGCUGGUUAGAUCGGCUAUCUUCACAAUUCUAUUAAGUACAAGUACAGUAAGAUUUUUCGGGUGAUAUGCUUUCUAGGUCAGUUGCGUAUAUUUGUUGUAAGCACUCCGGGAUUCUAUUACUAUGCAGUUUUUUAAACCUUUAUAUUGCCUGACUUCAGCCCAAGUAUCGACUUCCGCACGCCAUAAACCUAACGACGACGAUUAUGACGUCUGUUUAUGCUUUAAAUUUGCCUAUACCCACACCGAGGCAGUAAGUUACAGCGUCAAUUCUAACAACAACGUCACACGUGAAGGCGAGAUUGUUACUGGAGUCCGAAGUGACCUGCUGAUUGAGCAGUUAUAGUUUGAGUACUAUAGCGAAGAAUUUUUUUACCCACAGUAAUUUUGUAGUAGGAAUUCCAUGAUAAUCAUUUGACUCCAUUCAUAAUCAUUUCCAGCACUUCUUGGCUUGAUACAACCACGUUCCUAACUGCUUCACAAUCUGAUCACCGCCAUACAGUCCGAGAACCACGCGAAUUUCUCGUUUCUUUUAUGGGACUACUAACCAUAACACUGAAACGUUUUUGUGAUAAAAGUAACGUAUUUAAACCACUGACCUCGACACGUUCCAGUGAGUCCAGAUUUCGAACAUAGAAGAACGUAAGUCUGUUCCUACUGAACUAGCCCCACGUUUUCUUUUGUGCCGAGUUUCGUCCGAAAUACGCUUCCUUUUUCGUCUUCGAUACUCCUCUUAUUCCAUCUUUUUCCCCUUAGGCUAAGAAUGGGCACAUAAAGCGCAUUACUGACAACGAUAUACAAUCGCUCGUCCUUGAGGUUGUGGGCAAUAACAUAAGGUCCGUCCAGUCUCCUUAGUAUGCAGCCUGCCUCUAGCACUACCUUCAUCAGCUGCCCUGCAGAUCCAUCCAAAGCUCUGGGCAUAAAACUGCCAUUUCUAGUGCUAAUCGUCAAAAAUUUGAACAAGUACUUCUCAUUUGAAGUCCAGGUAAGCGAAUUAUUCCUAUCUUGCUCUAACAAACUAUUGACCUUCAGAUACAGGAUGACAAGGGAAUCCGUCGACGCUUUCGCGCCAGCAACUACCAAAGCACAACUCGCGUAAAGCCAUUCAUAUGCACCAUGCCUAUGCGGUUAGAGGAGGGGUGGAAUCAUCUCCAACUUAACUUGACCGAUCUCACUAAACGCGCCUAUGGAACCAACUUUGUGGAAGUUUUACGUAUUCAGGUGAAGUUUGGAUCCUCUAGCUUCUUUGCACGUUCUCGCAUUUGA